Molecule: messenger RNA, 669 nt
Organism: Grosmannia clavigera kw1407
Lineage: Eukaryota; Fungi; Ascomycota; Sordariomycetes; Ophiostomatales; Ophiostomataceae
Exons: 2
Coding region: 1-669 (222 amino acids)
Source: RefSeq, a predicted model, not a curated record
AUGUCCGCCGCCGCCGCCGCCGCCGCCGCCGAAGAGCUCGAAAGCUUCAUCGAGUGGUUCUAUUCCUUUGUCAGCGACCGCAAGCCCCUAGCCGCCUUUUACGUCAACAGCAAUGCCAAAUAUGCUGCCGUCGGCCUCGCCGCCGACAUCUCCAUCAACGGCCUCGUCUGUCCCACACCGGCCGACUUUGAGGCCCUCCUAGAGACCCAGGCAACGGGAAAGAGUGCCGGCGCCGCCACCAAUGGCGUUGGCAGCAGCAAUGGAGCCACGGCCAACGGUGGUGCCUUCAAGCCAAACAAUGCAUCCUCCUCCACUCCCAUCUCCCAGCGCGUCCGCUACGAUGUCGACAGCUUCGACGUCCACGUCCUCAACCCCCAGUUUCGCCUCGCCUGUCCGGACCAGCUGUUACAGCGGCUGAUUCCCACCGGUCCCAGCGGCAGCAGCGGAACCGCCAGCAGUAGCAUCGCACAGCUGCAGCAGAAAAUGGCCUCGCUCCUUGUCCAGGUCACCGGUCACGUCGUCUACGGCGGCGGAAAGGACGCUGUAAGAGGACCGUUCACCGAGGUGCUCGUGCUCGUCCCCAACUGGGAUGUGCUCAUUGCUGGAGCCAGGGCACCGCGUGGCCUGCGCAGCCAUCUGAUUCUCAGCCAGAACUUCCGUGCGCUGUGA